Molecule: messenger RNA, 2971 nt
Organism: Ostrea edulis (European flat oyster)
Lineage: Eukaryota; Metazoa; Mollusca; Bivalvia; Ostreida; Ostreidae
Product: von Willebrand factor A domain-containing protein 7-like
Exons: 9
Coding region: 1645-2556 (303 amino acids)
Source: RefSeq, a predicted model, not a curated record
UGUGGCCAAUAUAAUUCAGUAGAUACCUAACUAUACACAGGAAUGGAGCAGUGGAUGAUUUUUGUGGUAUUAACAACUCAAACACUUGCAUUUUUACCAUCCCAAGAAAGUACCAAUGGGCGUCCAGAUUUCACUCAUGCCAGUAUAACACAGGCUGGGAUAUACUAUGCAGCUGCAGAUGUCAUAACGAAUGUAUUAUCCCCUGGAAAAUUCAACGCAUCAGAUCCAGAUUCAGUCAUCAUCGGUUUCUUUGGUCAAGAUGCCUUGAUAUACUUCGCGAACGUUGUCGUGUAUAUUGUCACGCAGAACAAUUUGGCUCAGAAGACUUACAGCGAAGUUGCAUCAAGAACGAUGAAUAGUGAACAAAUUCAUGCAGGGAAUAUUGAGCUACAUAAUUUAAGGAAAAAUAUCAUAAUGGAAGCAAAGAAAGCUUCUCCAAACUGGAAUGCUAAAAGAGAAUUUGUCGGCGAGUAUUUGUUCACUCUUCAGGAAUUCUACAGCAAUACCAACUGGGUUGAAAUGUUUAGAAAUCAAAGCUGUAAAGAACUAGGGAUAUCUGGAAGGUCUUUACCUAUUCCAGUUGCCAAUGGCUACAUAGUAACCUGUGUGGAUUGUGAUUAUACGGUGCAGGCGUAAGUAUAAAUACACUGAGGAUCAUGGUUAAAAGCGAUAUUAUUUUAAUCUUUGUUCUCAUUCAUGAUGAUAUAUGUGAAUAAUUUAAUUCUUAUUGUAUCCUUGUCUCUGAUUGGUCAAAUUCCAAUUGAGGAACGCAUGUUAUUUUUUAUAACCUGGUUUGGUAUGGGGACACACCCCCUUGACAACCAGAUGCCGGAACUAUUUUUUUAUCUCUAAAUUUACAUCGCAGCACUGUUUUCAGCCUUCUAUGGAAUAGAGUCCCGUGGGGACCCGGGUUAGAAUACAUAUGUAAGUCCUCAGUACCCUUUGCUUGUCGUAAGAGGCGACUAAAUGGGGCGGUCCUCCGGACGAGACCGCAAAAACUGAGGCCCCGUGUCACAGCAGGUGUGUCACGAUAAAGAUCCCUUCCUGCUCAAAGACCGUAAGCGCCGAGCAUAGACCUAAAUUUUGCAGCCCUUCACCGGAAGUGGUGACGUCUCCAUAUGAGUGAAAGAUUCUCGAGAGGGACGUUAAACAAUAUUUAAUCAAUCAAUCUAUGGAAUAGAAGGUCAACGUGUACAAUCAGAUACUUCGGUUUGAGUUGUAUUUUUUCCGAAUUUAUGUACAUUUUGAUAAACGAAGGUUAGUAUUUUUGUCUUCUGUAUUAAAUUAUAAGGAAUGACUCUAAUUCUGGUGCAAAUGAUUCGAGUAUAACCUGGUUUGGGUCCGUUUACGUUUUUUAUACUCCGCUUCGCGGAAUUAAAGUCAUUCCUUAAAUCUAAUAUUACUUUUAUUUGUCUUCACACUACAGAAUCAAACAGCUUUCGUGUGCUCACAACAUAAAGCUAGAUGGCCGUGUUCUCACAAGUGGCUACACAAGUUAUCAACAUAUUCCUAAACCUUUAGGAAUUCAUUGUGAGCAUUCGUGGCAUUGUAAACGGUACCGAUUUCACACGUGAAAAAUUGGAUCAAGUUAUUCCAGCCUCAGGCAGAUUGGAAUUUGUGUCCCAACCAGAAAAAUUGGUUCCGAUGACAGAGACACAAAUUCUGAUUAAUGUUACGAACACCGGAGACAAAAAUCAAACGUUUCAUGUCGAGCUCUUUGACUCUAGUGGAUAUCUAGUGGAAAUUGUGGAUAAAGAUUUGUUACUCAAAGGUCAAGAAAGCAGAGAAAUAAAUGUCAUUAUGAAUGCAACAUCUUCUGAAUUAACGAAACUUGCAGUGACACUGUCCCUGUCUGGAAAAGCUCUGCAGACAAUAACAAGGACCUUCAUGGUAACCGAAGUUUUCCCGCCAUCUGUGACUAUAGAUCAUAAAACCAGUGAUUGUGCAGCAGAGAUUAUGAAAUAUUACAACUGCUCGCAGCAACAAUGGGAAGCGCAGAUAACAAUUGUCCUCCCCGUUAACAAGCAAGAUUUAUAUGUUACACCAAAUCUACCGGGUAUUCAAUUUAACUAUACUAAGAAGAGCGCUGAUGGAAUGACUCUGAGUGCGAUUUUGAAGUAUUCUCUCUCUCUCUCUCUCUCUCUCUCUCUCUCUCUCUCUGUGUGUGUGUGUGUGUGUGUGUGUGUGUGUGUGUGUGUGUGUGUGUGUGUGUGUGUGUGUGUGAAGCAACUAAUGUAUACGUACAAGGUUUUCAAUCAUCUUUCUUCUUGCAGAGGCAAUUGUUGCUUCUACAGAGUAUCUCUCCUGGCAACUGACGUGCGUGAAAACAUCAUAAGGAAGACCUUUGAUUUCUCUGGAGGAGCCGUUUUCAAUACGACAGAUGUUGAUUUAGCGCUGCUUACUAAACCUAAUAUUAAGCAGAGCAAAACACCACAAACAUUAAAGACAAGCAACUUCCUGUUGUAUAUUGGAAUCGGCACGGGAGUCUGCUGUCUAAUUUUGGCAGUGGUACUCAUUAUCGUCAUUGCCAGAAGAACAAAGUCUAAGAAAGUCUAAGAAGACCCCAUCCAUUUACAAAGUACGAAAUGUAGUAAUGAAGAACGAAUUGUGUUUGGUAUUAAAACACUCUAAUGAUUCUAGACACAAUGUAAAGUUUUCUGAUGUAUAGAUAUUACCUUAUUUUGAUGAAGAAUGUUAAACUCUCUGAUAUACAUGUACAUGUAAUGUUAUCUAUUGAAAAGCAGAUGACUUCAAAAAUCUACGCCUUGUCAGGAUUUUGGAAUUUUGAUGAAAAGGUGCAUAUUUUCACCCUGUCCAUAAAUAUAAGCUAGAGCGCCACUAUGAAAAAGAUUCAGACUGUUAAUAUGUAUUAGUAUCGAUAUUUCAAAAAUAUAUGUUAUUGAUUUUUAGUUUGGUUUUUUUUGUUUGUUUUUUUUGACAAUUUCUUUGUAAAUAAAGUGCACUGCAAAUG